This is a messenger RNA of Penicillium longicatenatum, 1068 nucleotides long. RefSeq names its product zinc-binding dehydrogenase. Lineage: Eukaryota; Fungi; Ascomycota; Eurotiomycetes; Eurotiales; Aspergillaceae. Gene Ontology annotation, molecular function: zinc ion binding; oxidoreductase activity. The transcript is spliced from 7 exons. The record is from RefSeq and is a predicted model, not a curated record. The coding region runs from base 1 to 1068 and encodes 355 amino acids.
AUGGAAGAUGUCCCGCCUCCUACGAUGUAUGCUUGGAGAAAGCAUAAAGGAAAUACGCAGCCAGUUUGGGAGCAGUUACCAAUUCCAAAAACACCUUCUGAUGGAUUCUUGAUCAAAUUACUGGCCUCAGGCGUAUGUCACAGUGAUCAACCUCUGCUGGAAAUCGAGGACCGUCCAAACUUCAAUGAGAAGUAUAUUCUUGGCCACGAAGGUUGCGGUGAAAUCAUUCAGAUCGGAGAUAAAGUGAAGGAUCCCCGGUUCGAAUUGGGUACACGAGUUGCUCUUCUAGCCGUUCCAGGCUGUGGGCUAGAUACGUGCUCUGAAUGUUCGCGUGAUCUAGCCCAGCUGUGUCCUCAUGGUGUACAUCAUGGUAUUGGACAGGACGGAUUCUUCGCAGAAUACGUAGCAGUGAAUGUUCGCGCCGCAAUCCCUCUUCUGGAUGGAAUUUCUCCGGGCGUGGCAGCAGUUGCAACCGAUGCAGUCACUACGGCUUAUCAUGGCAUUGUUCGCCGGGCUGAGGUUAAGAAACAUGAGACAGCCUUUCUCUUCGGCCUUGGAGGUCUUGGUUUCAAUGCUUUACAAAUCGUGCGGUCAAUCGGUGCGCGAGUUAUAGUGUCUGAUCUGCGGCAGGAGAAGCUAGAUGCUGCGAUAAAGCUAGGAAUUCCAGCAAGGGACAUUGCCCCAGCUGGGAAAUCAGUGCAGGAUUUCAUUCAGGAAAGCGACCUGCAAGGAAAGAUAGAUACUGUUUUGGAGUUUGUGGGAAAGCAUCAAACGUUCCAGGAUGCACUGCACAUCGUUCGCCCUGGGGGCAAAAUACUUUGUGUUGGGACACUAGAUCGCAAAAAUGAGUUGGACAUGAAGAUUGGAAUUCGGAAGCGACUCAGUAUCAAUUUCACCUAUGGAGGACAGUAUCAGGAUAUUGUGGCAGUACUAGAUCUUAUCGCAAGAAAGAUCAUUCAGCCUCAAGUAGAGAUGGGCAGACUGCAGGAUUUCCCAAAGGUUUUGAAAGACCUAGGAGAUGGCAAGAUUAAAGACCGCGUGGCCUUGGUUUUCGACAAAUCUACUUAG